CCAAAGUGUGUGAAAAUGUUCAAGUUAUCGCUGAAAAAGUACUCUGCGUUCCUUAUUGUUCAAUUCAGCCUGCUGCUCUUCGAUUUGUCGGUUAAUACCUUCUCUUUCCUGGCCAAAUCUCAUCUCAUCUCCAUCUACAUCGCCCAGGACAUCGGUCUGGUGAUCUCCUUCCUAGCCCUCAUAUACAGCCUCUGUUCCACGUAUGUCUACCAAGCAGGACUCAGUGAACUUCUCUACACUAAGUUCAGGAGUGUCUUUGGCGUUCUCAUCAUCUACUUCCUGCUCUGCAUCCUCGCCCAAGUUACUUUCUACACUCUUCCCUGGCCCAAGACCAUCACGGCUCUCUGCAUAAUCCAGCGCCUCUUUUCUCCUUUCUACUACUACUCCUGCAAGAGAGCCUCCCUCCGGAUGAGCGAUCCUCGCUUCUAUGAGAAUCUCGAUUGGAUCUCCGAGCAGAUGGCCAUUAAGUAGAAAUG
This is a messenger RNA of Phlebotomus argentipes, 476 nucleotides long. RefSeq names its product transmembrane protein 138. The coding region runs from base 16 to 471 and encodes 151 amino acids. The transcript is spliced from 3 exons. The record is from RefSeq and is a predicted model, not a curated record. Gene Ontology annotation, cellular component: cilium. NCBI's taxonomy places the organism in Eukaryota, Metazoa, Arthropoda, Insecta, Diptera, Psychodidae.